AUGAAGGUCCGAUAUGCAAUAGCAAUCUCGAGUUUCGUUGCCAACGAAGAGUUGAUUGAGAAUGCUGCCGUCAAGAAAGCACCAUGUUGUUUUCUAAAUCUCAUCGCUGGAGAUCGAAUUUCUGUAUUUGCUGAGAAAGACGGAUGGGCCGUAGGAUCACGGAUUGGGUGCAGGACAGAUGCAGGGCUGUUCCCUCUCACUGCGGUCAUGUUUGUGAAUAGGCGCUCACAAACUGAUCCCACUGCAGAAGGCGCUAAUAUCGUUGAGGAAAUCAGUCAAGUCACACAGACAUGGUGGAGAAAAAUCAAGGAGAUCUACGUGAAGCACUCGGAGAUGCACUAUUUUCAUGAAGUGCUUGAUUUUAUAGAUUACAUGCUGUUUGUGAGGUUGAGGAUUCUCUCAGAUCGUGUACCCUCGGAAGAGCUCAAUUUCUUGCGAAUUCAACUCGCUAAAAAGAUCGAUCGUGGGAACAUGUUGCUCAGCUUAAAUGUAACUAUUCGAGACGAGCGUGGCCUGGCGUUUGAUCCGGAUUCGAUUUCCUUCCUACAGACCUAUACGGAACAUCAAAAUGCUCAGAAGCGUGUCGCACUUGAUUCGUCAAAGGCCGAUGCACCGGAAAAGUCUUCGAAAGCGUUCUGCGUGUUAUUACGGGUCCAAAGCAUAGAACUACAAAUGAAACAUAAUUGUGAAUUUAGUAUGGUGCUCUACGAUUUCGAAAACAAACGGCAUGUCAGCGAUACCUUCACGUUCAUUUGGAAAUGUAACGAAACGAAUUCGCGAGAUCUCAGCAUUAGUGGGUUGUUUGCGAAUUUCAAUCAGUCUGAUAUUGGAAGGCGCAUCGUCUUAAUCACUCGUGUGGCUCAUAUAGCUCCAGUAGAACAUACAUCGUCCACAUUGAAAAGGAACCAGGAACCUGGUCCGUCUAGUCUUUACUGCCGUCAAGUUUUCGCUUUCGACUUCUUUGACAUGACAUCAUUGUUUGCUAAUCCUCAGCCAUCUCAUGAAGCCAAAGAUAGAGAGAUUUUCCUUAAUAGCGGAUUGUCGGAACUCAAGCUGCGGAAACCAUACAUUUUCACGAGAAAUCCGCCCACAAUUGUUUCUCGGUGUGACUACGCAGGACCUUCAUCUGGUGAUGUACGCAACCAGCUUUACAUUACACUCGUACAGGGAGAGUUUACUAGCAAAUCAUCUGAUUGGAAUAUUGAGGCCCGCAUGCACCUAGUCGAAGGAAAUGGACGAAUUAUUCCUGAUAUUAUCGAAGCUUUGUUUAUAUUCACGAAGAUAAACCGCUCUGGUUCGAGAACGUCAAGAUUCAUUUGCCCGGAAGACAUUAGUCGCGAUCUGCAUCUUCGUAUAACGUUCCACUCUCGAAAACCAUACGAUAAAGGAAAACCAGAGAAAGGACCUUUCGCUUUGGCCCACAUUCGUCUUAUGUGUAAAUCAGUUCUUGUUCCCGAUGGUGAUCACGAGCUGCUCAUUGAGUCAUCACAUUAUGACGACAACAACACAGGUUACUUACCCUUGCCGCAAACCAAGAGAGUUCUUCGUGAUCUCGGAAACACCACAAACAAGCCACAUUCCUCGGUCUUCUCAUUAAGUGAGAAGAGUUCUGUGUUGAUAAAUACACUAACUUGUUCGACAUUACUCACUCAGAAUGAACAUAUCCUUAAUGUACUCGGGUGGAGGGAAUCGAGGCCAAAUCUCAACUCAUCGCUUAUAAUGCUAGCUGCUCCAUUUGGAGACACUCAGGACGAGAUGAUUCGAUUUCUAUGUCCGUUACUAGAUGCGCUUUUUGAAUUAUGGGAAGAGCGUGAGCAACUUGAACUACCUGCAUUUGACGUUAUCAUUGCACUUUUCAAAUUGACUGAAGAGCAGAUUCACAGCACAGGAGCGGAUUCGCUGAAGAAAUAUCUCGACAGGUUUCCAUAUUGCAACGCUGCUGUAAAGUUGAUGCGAUGUCUCAAUCACUACAUAGCAAGUGCAUCCACAGUGAACAAUGAGAAAACUCGUAACCUGUUCAAAGUUUUGGGUCUUGUCUUCCGUACAGUAGUGCAGUCGAAGCGAAGCGGUGACAACUUUUUCGAUGACGAGGACUAUACGAUAAAAUUUCGUGCUCAGCUGGAUAGUGUUCUCGAUUCGUUGGUAUCUCUUAUGGGCGAGACGAGAGAAAGGAUGACGGUGCAGAAUACAGCUCUGAAGCAUUUGCCAGCAAUUGUUGAUCCGAUUUGUGCGAGUGGUGCCUACGAGCCUACCGAUCUUUGCAAAUUUUUCAUAAGAGUAAUGAACGGCUUUGGAAAGAAUAUCGUUGCUCGAGAACGCCUCGGUUUGGUGUCUCAACUGAUAGAUACACAUCUCUUUGAGCUGCUGUCCUGUCGUACGGUUCUUCUACCUCGUUGCAUUGAUCUAGUUUUGGUCCAAUUGGAUCCGGACUUGAGUGAAGAGCGUGAGUUUGCCGAUCGAGCCAUGGAAUGUGCUUCUAUCGUCGGACGUCUCCUAGAGCGUCUCUUCCCAGCUACGACAACUCCACCGUUUUAUCAGUACGGCACGGAAGAAGAGCUCAACCUCAUUCUUGGUGGGACGUACAGGCCGUUGGUGCAAGCAAUGGUGUACAUUGGAGAACAGCAUCUGUCGAGCGACGAAAUUCGGGGCCGAUUUUUCUCGCUAAUUCUCGCGUUGCUCAACAAAAUGUCGGCUGAAGUGUUUGGGAAAUACAUAGAAAAUAGACCGAACGACAUUGACAAGAUGGAUUUCAUUUUGGAGAUGUUGCAAAUGAUUCGCGACUUGUUGUGCAAGUGUCCUUUCCCGUCUACUUGGCAGCAGAUGAUAAUGUUGCAGAAUAAGACAGUUCAUAAAGCUUUACGAUUUCUCAUGAAUGCUAUACAAGGACACUUUUCUAAUGAGAGGGAGAGCUUCUAUUCCGAUAUUUGGCAAGAAUACAUGCUCACAGCUGUGUGUUUCGUUACACAACCAUCUCUGCAGUCAAAUGAAGAAUGGCUGCGAGACGAAGCCGAUUCCCGUAUUCAGCUACGAAAAGCAACUGCUCGUGAUCUUCGAUCAAUGUGGUUCCGUCUCACACCUGUGCAAAAAAUGGCCUACAUCCCUCGUCUAGUUGGAGCGUUUCUAAAAGUUGCUCUUGUGGAAGAUGACGAGACAAGGGAAGCGACUAUUCCAAUAUUCUUCGAUAUGAUGCAGUGCGAAUUUCAUUCCUGCAUUGAAGAUCGCAAGAAUUUCAAAAAGGCUUGUUUUCCUUUAAUUUUCUCGGAUGAGUUAAUCACUCAAUUAGACAGCUUGGUCGACCAAGAUCGCGGAACGAGAGCCUUUCAAGAGCAGUUCACCAAAAUCUUGAAAAGCCAGUGCCAAUCGGACAGAGAACUGUGGGAGGGUGGUGGCAGAGAUCUGAUCGAUCGUGUGGAUCGGCUCCUGGGGCACCUGUUUGAGUACAGAUUGGUACGGGAAACGUCAGAUUGUAUGGAGAACGGUAUGAGUAGGACCGUUCAGCUGCUGAGAUACUAUGAGAAGUACAGGCACCAUAAUCUCUACAUCACUUAUGUUUACAAAUUGUACAACCUACAUAUGACCUACAAUAAUCAAAUUGAAGCUGCUAGGACGUUAAUGCUGUAUGCGAAUACCCUCAGCGUUUUCAAUGUGGAUCCGAUACCAACCUCAUGUCCAUUCAAAGACGCUCACGUCAAUCCCUCCAUCAAGGAUUACUACCGACACUACAACAUUCGUGACUUUGAGUAUAGUCGCGUAGAAGAGCGGAAGGAUACCAAAUGGACUGCGGUGAAGGAUUCGGAGCUAAUGCGGACUUGGAUCGUCAAACGAACAGUUGUAACAUACGAAAGAUUACCGGGUAUCCUGCGAUCAACACAGAUAAUCUCCACUUCACCACCAAUCUACGUGAAUCCGUUGCGACGUUCGGUCGAUCAGAUGCAGCGAAAGAACGCAGAGCUGAUGGAAACGGCUUUAUUGGUGCUACUCAAUCGCAUUCAUGCUGUGAAGAAGCUGUCAGGGGAAAUACUUGGUGUAGUCCGUCCAGCUGUAAUGGGUGGUGUCAGCAACUAUGAGGUGUUUUUCUCUGACGAAUGCUCCAGAAUCUAUGACUCAGAAGAGAAGCAGCUUGCCAUGCACCUGAGCGCUCUAAUAAUCGAACAGGUGGAGAUUCUGGAAUUCUGCUUGUAUGCCCAUGCAACGCGUACAGAAAUUACCAAACAAUUUCAUGACCAUCUUGUCGAAGGAUUCUUUGAACACAAACAAUACGUCGAGGACAAGUUUGGUCGAACGGUAAGGAUUGCUGAGCUAUAUCGUAAAAUUGAUCGUGAGAAUCGUGCUUUCUUCUACUACUACCUUGUGGCCUUCUAUGGGAAGGGAUUUCCUAGCUAUCUGAACGGGAUCAGUUUCGUGUUCCGCAGUGACAAGUUGGAACGCCACGCCGAUUUCAUGCAGCGAAUGCAACAGGUUUUCAAUGUGGAUCCGAUACCAACCUCAUGUCCAUUCAAAGACGCUCACGUCAAUCCCUCCAUCAAGGAUUACUACCGACACUACAACCGUUCAAUUCUACCAGAAGGAGCAUCUAUACGAUAUUCAGUCGAAAGUAACGGUAUUGAUGCGAGUAAAAAGACAGUUUCGAGUAGUUCAUUAGAUACCAGCUCAACCGGCACGUUGAACCUGAGAUCACGUGGGGCUGCAAUAGGAUCCACGAUGUUGAGCAUGUUGACUACGUCGAGGAAGUCCAGUUCGAAUGCGGUAGUGAACUCUGCGUCGUCGCCUUCGUCACUAGCGAAUAACCGCACCAUAUCUGUCGAUGCCGCCCGUGUAUUUGCUUCUAUACGAGAUAACGGUGCGGAUUCCCUCCGUUCGUUAGAUCACUCUAGCAGGAGGCCUACGGUUGAUGGGCUAGAAGGUAUUCGACUUCGAACACGCGCCCGAAGGAGUCUGGACCAGACGGCCUGCGCUCCACCGCUUCCACCGCGCACGCACGCUGUCAUGUCGAACGAUUCUAUACACGAUGAUAGAAAUUUAUUCAAUGAACAAAGGCACAAUAAGACUUAUUACAGACUUUGCGGCAGUUUAUUCGACAGAUGUCCCGAGGCUGAGAAAGUUAGACGCAAUGGAGAA
Molecule: messenger RNA, 5118 nt
Organism: Ostertagia ostertagi
Lineage: Eukaryota; Metazoa; Nematoda; Chromadorea; Rhabditida; Trichostrongylidae
Source: the annotation of a GenBank genome assembly